Molecule: messenger RNA, 765 nt
Organism: Malania oleifera
Lineage: Eukaryota; Viridiplantae; Streptophyta; Magnoliopsida; Santalales; Ximeniaceae
Exons: 2
Coding region: 1-765 (254 amino acids)
Source: RefSeq, a predicted model, not a curated record
AUGAUGAAGAGUGGUGUGUGCCUGAUGGUGCUUCUGCUUUUGGCCGUGGUAGUUGCCGAAGCAAGGAAUUAUAAUGUGAUCAGCCAUGGGAUCAGAUUGGGCGCAGCAGAGACCGUCCCAGCGCUGGUCAAAGAAGAUAUUGCUAGAAAACUCAUGGAGAAACAUGAUGGAGAAAGAGUGCGACUGAAAGAUUCAGAUAAUCAGGAAAAACGAACGGUUCCGUCUGGGCCAGACCCAAAGCAUCACUCUUCUUCAAUGGUGGAAACAACAGCCAAUACUUCCAACGCAGAGGCUUCAUCUUCUUUGCAAGAUUCAUAUAAUAUUGGUGGUCCUUUGUUCUUGCAUCCUAGCGAAAAUCCUGGAGUAGUUCUUACUUCUCAACCAUUGAUUGGGGAAGAAAAUUAUCCUGGCUGGGCAAGAUCAGUAAAGAAAUCUCUAAUUUCCAAAAACAAGUUAGGAUUUAUUGAUGGAUCAUUAACCAUUUCUUCACCAUUGGUGAAUUCUCCAAAUGCUAUUCAAGCAUGGGUUUGUGCUGAUAAUAUGGUAAGUACAUGGAUCAUUAAUUCUGUUUCACCAAAGCUUCAAGGUAGUAUUAUAUAUAGAGAUACUGCUUUAGAAAUCUGGAUUGAUCUUCGAGACACUUUCAGUCAAGGAAAUGGGACCAAGAUCUUCAAUAUUCAGAAGCAGAUUGCUGAGAUUCAUCAGGGAGAGAUGUCACUCACUGAAUAUUUCACUCAACUCAAGAUUUUGUGGGAUCAAUUGUAG